GGCUCCAUAAACAAUCAAAGAGUGGAUGCGAUGACACCAGUUUCCGGAAGGACUGUAGUAGUACAGGGAUUUUGAGUCCCAUCAGAGGCCGGCAGCUGAGAGUUCAUUUUGAACUAUCUUAUUUCAAUAUAUCAGCCUCCGUUCAAGUCCCUCUACUCUAAUACAGAGGUUUCCCGGAUCUUGUACAGUCAGAAUGUACAGUGCUGGCGUGAACACCUGGCGUGAACAGAGAUUUUCUUUUCAGUGCUGUCCUUAUCGCAAUCAACACUCUGACAAAGAAGCCCAAACACACUCUUUGACGCUGGAAUAUAUAUACAAUGUCCAACUCCGCGAACUGUAAACGGGCUCUUGAACGUGCUAAAUGUCGCGAAGCACUCUCCCAACAUAUUUGUGAGUGGCAUGGAAUUCAGUUCGGAUGUAACUAAGAUAUGAUAGACAAAAGACUAUCUAUGAAUAUUUUGCCCUCCGAAGUACGAUUGCAACCUUUGCCGAGAGAUGGCUAUUCAUGGCGUUAUAAAGAUGUCAAACACAACCUAUUCGCAAAAUCACUCAGCGAACUUUCGACGAAUACCUAUAUUCAAUUACAGAAAGCGCUUGAAAGAGGCGAAAUCUGGGCUGUAGAAGCAGAUCAGGAGUCUACCUUUAUUUUUAGAGAUGAAGUAGAAAAACUCAAGCAAGACCUACGUCUAUCUCAUAUAAGGCAAGCUGAUCUGGAGAAACACAAUCUAGAGUUGCAGAAAGCGCUACACAACCUAGCGAAAUCAGCUUCCGCUGCGAACACUGUUCUUCUUUGUUAAUGGUCCCAAAGCGGGAACGCUAGCGGGAGGCCGUCUGUCAGGCUAGUAAUUUUCAUUUUACCAGCAGAAAAUAAUACGAAAAGCUUUUCUUUCCCAAAGGAGUACAUACGCAUGGUAUGAUGU
Aspergillus saccharolyticus JOP 1030-1 is the source of this 920-nucleotide messenger RNA. RefSeq lists its product as uncharacterized. The record is from RefSeq and is a predicted model, not a curated record. Lineage: Eukaryota; Fungi; Ascomycota; Eurotiomycetes; Eurotiales; Aspergillaceae. The coding region runs from base 429 to 797 and encodes 122 amino acids. The transcript is spliced from 2 exons.